CACCAAGAGAUGCCAUGGUGCAAGUACAAGAAAAGGUAAACUUCAAAAAAAAAUAAAUAAAUAAAUAAAUAAAUCAAAGAUAUCUUUAGCUGCUGUGGUAGAAUCUCUCACCCCUCCCCACCGUCCAGAAUUUCCACCACCACCGCUCCUCUGAGCUCUGUUACAUGACACGCCUCAGCCCAUAUCCAUUGGUGUUUGGGAGUUGAAAUAAAAAGAAUGCCUCAACUGCUGGCAGCACUACUGCCCUCCAAACAAUGGCUCAAAUCCACAUUUUGGCUCCAGCAUUUCCUCUCUUUCGCCUCUCCUCCCAAACCCGUCUUUCUUUUUCAAUCAACUUCUUCUGGGUUUCGAUUCAACUCAUAUGCUGCCAACAGGAGGCUCUCCACAAUCCCAGUUCGUUUGGACCAACCAGAAGAUGGAAGCAGUGAUUUGGACAAGUUGAGGGUGUUGAGACAGAAAAUUGAGGUUUCUGGGAUUACCUUAGAUGAUUCUUGUGUGCCAGGACGGUACCAUCACUUGAUUUGUCCUAAGUGUAAUGGUGGGCAGUUAAUGGAGAGGAGCUUAUCUCUUCAUAUAACCCAAGACAGGAAUUUUGCAAUGUGGAGAUGUUUUCGCAGCACAUGUGGAUGGGCAGGCCGGGUUUUUCCAGAGAGUAGUGCAGCAUACAGUGAAGUCACCAAUAAUUGGAUGACGGUGGACAGCCUAGGGUUAGAACCUUUGGGUGACAAGCUGAUUGCAUAUUUUGGUGAGCGGAUGAUAUCAGAGAAAACUCUGUGGAGAAAUGCUGUUAUGCAGUUAUCUGGUAACCAGAGUGGGCAACUGAUAAUCAUGAGUGUCAUUGCUCUUACCUAUAGACAAAAUGGACGUCUUGUCGGUUGUAAGUAUCGAAGCAUGGGCAAAAGGUUUUGGCAGGAGAAGGGUACAGAAAAGAUAUUAUAUGGACUUGAUGACAUACAGGAAGCAAAUGAAAUCAUCAUUGUUGAAGGUGAGGUAGAUAAACUUUCGGUUGAGGAAGCUGGCUUCUGUAAUUGUGUAAGUGUUCCUGGUGGUGCACCACAAAAGGUUUCUGCUAAAGAAUUGCCAUCUUUAGACAAGGGGAAGGAGGGUUUCUAUCUUAAUUGUUUCAUCAGGAGCUAUUUAAUAACCAAAGAUGCAUAAAUUGAUCUGACAGUGAGCAUGCCUCAUCUUUUCAGGUGUAGCUAACAAUCACCAUCCUUCAUUUACAGUGAAAAACCAUUAGAAACUACCCUAGUAAUUAAUUUAUGUGGUCUUAUUGAAGUGAAUUUAUUCUUCCCUUUAAAUUCAUUUCUUUUCCAUCUUUCUUGUCCUUAUCUUGUACAGUUCCUGGCUGCCUUGUAUCUUGCAAGGUGGUUUUCAACAGGAUAAGAUGUAUUUAUUUGUGGCCUCUAAAGGAAUUCACGGAAUUCUUUCUGUAACGUUGAUCCUUUUCCCUAUUUCUUGUAUACCACCACAAUUGAAGUUCUUUUGAUGCACUCCUAGCAGUUGACAAAAAUGAAAUAGUAAGCUUGGACAAGUCAACCAGUAAUACAAUGAAGAUGAUGCUACUAAUGUUGUAUUGGAAGUUGAUAUAUUAUUACCACAUUAUUUAAUUUAGAGAUCUCAAAAUAGCAUUUGAAGUAGACGCAGGAUUUGGUCCACCUGAAUGGUUAUUUUGGGAAUUCUUUCUAUAAAGCUAAAUUCACUUUACUCAUUGACCCAUAGUUUCCAACAUCCUGGCAUUUAAUAAUUUAACCUGUUUCUAGAAGUGCUUUAUACAUGAAGUCCCUCCUACUUUGUUCAAUGUUGUAAAUAUCAGUGUCAUUCCUGGUAUCAGCAUUUCUUGAUUAUGAAAGAUGAUAUGUUGUGGUUGAGAAAUAAUGUAUAAAAGAUAAAAGUGAUAGGGUAUUUUAAAUGGUUAAAACAUGUUUACAGCAAUGAAAUAAUUGAAGACAGUAUUUUCUGCCAUGAUAAUUUCAUACACUACUUCAUGGAAUAUGCAUGAUUCAUGUACCAUACUAUCUUCAUUGUGUCAUUAAUUAAGAUUUCUCCUUCACUCGAAACAAGUUUCUUUUGAAAACUAUUCAUGCCACCAAUUUACUUGAUGUUUGAAGUUGAAGAUAUUGCCAUAGAAGAUUGAAUUUUUUGUUUUGUCAAGAAAUCUGUUUUUUGCUUUACUUUUUGGGGGUUACUGAAUGAUGUCUUAUUAUAAACUGACCAUUAUAUAUCAUUGCUGUUCAUUGAGUACUGUGACACACCAGAGAUCCUCAUCCAAUACUUAAAACAAUAACUAUAUUUUAUAGUGAUAGAUUAAUCACACUUAUAAUAAAUAAAAUAUGCAUUCUUCGGAAAAGAAAUAUAAAAUACCAAAGCUCAUGAAUUGACUUUCCUAUGACUAAUAUAAUGUAGGAAGCUUAAUAAGGCAGUACUUCCUGUCUGGUCUGGGUUGUAGUUGCCAAACUCACCAUUUAUUUGAAAACCUAACCAUUCUCUAUUCCAUCUUUGUCUUUUUAGGUUAUUUUCUGUUAUCAAUAUUAGAGAGCCUUUCUUACA
This is a messenger RNA of Vitis vinifera (wine grape), 2550 nucleotides long. Its product is annotated as primase homolog protein. Lineage: Eukaryota; Viridiplantae; Streptophyta; Magnoliopsida; Vitales; Vitaceae. The coding region runs from base 217 to 1158 and encodes 313 amino acids. The record is from RefSeq and is a predicted model, not a curated record. The transcript has 11 exons. Gene Ontology annotation, molecular function: single-stranded DNA binding; 5'-3' DNA helicase activity.